UGUUUGCUAGCUGACAACAGUGUGCUGUCACACAGAGUUUACUGGGAUGUUUUAAAAGAUGGUGAGUAAAGAUUCCCUCCUGUCAUCAAACCGGGCGGCGUGAGGGCUUCGGUGAAGGAGGACCGGUUUGCCUUUCUUACUGAGUGGUAUGACCCCACCUCCGCCCUCCUGCGGCGUUACCAACUGUUUUACUACCCCAGAGAUGGCUCAGUAGAAAUGUUUGAUGUAAAGAACCAGCGGAUAUUUCUGAGAAGGACCAAAUACGAUGACAUCCAUCAGGAGGACUUAUUUAUUGGGAAUCGAGUGAACGUGUUCUCACGACAGCUACAUCUGAUCGAUUAUGGGGAUCAGUACACAGCAAACAAACUCGGCAGUAAAAAAGAAAGAACGCUUGCUUUGAUAAAGCCAGACGUAGUCACCAAGAUCGGAGAUAUCCUUGAGCUGAUCUACUCCUCCAACCUGAUAGUGACCAAAGCCAAGAUGACAAGGCUCACGUGGAGCCAGGCAGCUGACUUUUACACUGAACAUCAAGGCAAGCCGUUCUUUAAUAACCUAGUGCAGUUUAUGUCCUCGGGCCCGGUGGUUGCCAUGGAGCUGAUGGGUGAUGAGGCCAUGUCUAUCUGGAGGGGGCUCUUGGGAACUGCAGACCCUGCUGUGGCGCGGAGGGAGGCGCCACAGAGCGUCCGUGCCCAAUUUGGAACAGAUGGCAUCAAAAAUGUCGGGCAUGGCUCCGACUCACCCGCUGCAGCAGCGAGAGAAACUGAAUUUUUCUUCCCUUCCACGAUUGGGCACGGUCCCCCUAACACAGCCGUCUUUACGGACUGCACAUGCUGCAUCAUCAAACCCCACGCCAUAUCCGAAGGUCUGGCUGGGAAGAUCCUGAACUCCAUAUCCACUGCUGGAUUUGAGAUCUCAGCUCUUCAGAUGUUCAACAUGGACCGGGUGAACGCCGAAGAGUUCUUUGAAGUCUACAACGGCAUCGUCACAGAGUAUCCUAACAUGGUGACCGAGCUGUGCUCUGGACCCUGCAUGGCCCUGGAGAUUCAUGGCACAGACGCACCAAAGACCUUCAGGGAGUUCUGUGGCCCUGCUGAUCCGGAAAUUGCACGGCACCUUCGUCCAACCACGCUGCGCGCCCUGUACGGCAAAGACAAAGUGAAAAACGCCGUCCACUGCACUGACCUCCCCGAAGACGGUGUUCUAGAGGUGCAGUAUUUCUUCAAGAUUUUGGAUGGAUGAAAACCAUGUUGAACUACACAGUCAAACACGUCCAGUUUUCUCAUUUUUCUGUUUAUUGUUCCAGCCUUAUGCAGAUUAAAUAAAGUAACAAGAGCAGA
This is a messenger RNA of Pelmatolapia mariae (spotted tilapia), 1337 nucleotides long. RefSeq names its product NME/NM23 family member 7 (gene nme7). Gene Ontology annotation, molecular function: nucleoside diphosphate kinase activity; ATP binding. Gene Ontology annotation, cellular component: centrosome. Gene Ontology annotation, biological process: UTP biosynthetic process; GTP biosynthetic process; CTP biosynthetic process. NCBI's taxonomy places the organism in Eukaryota, Metazoa, Chordata, Actinopteri, Cichliformes, Cichlidae. Bases 217 to 1239 code for a protein of 340 amino acids. The transcript is spliced from 12 exons. The record is from RefSeq and is a predicted model, not a curated record.